Cryptococcus amylolentus CBS 6039 is the source of this 1146-nucleotide messenger RNA. RefSeq lists its product as hypothetical. Bases 1 to 1146 code for a protein of 381 amino acids. Gene Ontology annotation, cellular component: cytoplasm. Lineage: Eukaryota; Fungi; Basidiomycota; Tremellomycetes; Tremellales; Cryptococcaceae. The record is from RefSeq and is a predicted model, not a curated record. The transcript has 6 exons.
AUGCCAGUACCAGCGCCGACAAAUCAGCAGAUCGAGCUCUUUCCGGCGUUGAUGCUGCCGCAUAUCGAUGCCGCCCGUACGUCUUCGUGGCACGACACAUUCGCCGACAUUACCUUUCCUGCGCAAAUCAUCGAUCUCGCAGAGCUUGGCGAGCAAGAGGAGUUUCUGAGAUGGCUCGAGGCGGAUUCGAUCUUUUACCCGGAAGGCAGUGAAGGCACCGAAGAGACAGCUACCAUAUACCAAGAACCCUCCUCCCGCUCCCGAUCGUCCUCCAACGCCAGCAACAGCUCUUCCUCAUCCAUACCCCCCGUCUAUCGCCUGCCAAAAUUGAACGCGGCCAUCCGAGAGGCUAUCAAAUCAUUCGGCGGUGCCGCCUUUCCAAAGCUCAAUUGGACCAGCCCCAAGGACGCUGCAUUCAUACUGCCCCAAGCAUCCUACGGUCCCCUAUACUGCACCACCCCGUCAGAUAUCUACCUCCUCCUCAAAUCCAGCGACUUUGUCACACACGACAUCGACCCCAUCACCGCCCACUCUGGUUUGGACGCUAAUGACCUUGCGUUGGGCAUAAAGCCAAAGAUUGAACUGGUGUUGAAAAAGUUUGAGAGCCUGAAUCCGUCGAGGGAGGUGCGUGCGUUUGUGAGGGAGAAUGUGCUUGUCGGCGUGUCUCAAAGAGACAUGAACUUUUACGACCAUCUCCAACCACAAGAAAUCCGGGACAAGGUAGUCAACACUGUCAGAGAGUUUUGGCUGGACGAGAUCCGAGACAACUAUGAAGGCGGCGCCAACUAUACAUUCGACCUCUACCUUACGCCCAAUUAUGAAGACGCCACGAUAAUAGAUUUCCAACCCUACCGCCAAUCCACCGACGCCCUUCUCUUCACAUACGAACAACUCCACGCCAUCGCCCAAGCUGCCCUCUCCCCCUCAUCCUCUUCCUCCCCAGGCUCACCACAAACAACGCCAACACUUCCGAUUCUGCGGAUAAUCGAAUCACAAGCACACCCAUCAGUAACGAGGAAUGCGCCGACGUAUCAGACGAGUAUGAUGCCUUUGGAGAUGAUUGAGCUGGGGGAAGGGCGGAAUAUGGCAGAAUUCAAGGAGGCUUGGGAUGAAGCUGUCAGGGCUGGGAUGGAAGAGGAAGAGUAG